AUGCUCAACACGAAGCGCCCAAGUGGGCUUAGCGAGAGCUCAAUUCAGCAAAAAGAAUGGCUUCAAUGUCUUCGAACGGAUGUGCGAAGCCUUCACGCUCUGUUCAAAGUUGGCGUGGCGCUCUCACCAGCAGUUCAGAGCAACGUCAAGACGUACUGGACGGACCAUGCUGCGCAAGUCGUUGCCGUCACCGGUUUCGCUUCCCUCGCCUUGUUUGAGAGCGUAGACUGGAAGACAGCAUUGGACGCAGCGCUCCGGUCCCCUGGAUCGGCUUCCAGCACUACCACCGCCAACGACCGUGAAGAUCCUGUGCUUUACUUUUUCUCAUCCAAACCUAGUACCCCGAAAGACGUUUUUGACACUUUUUGCAAAAAUCUCGAUGGCGGAAAGGGCUUCCUCGAUUCAUUCGAUGGCAACCCCUGGCAGGGGUACCAGACAAAAUUAAAAAAAGCUGAAGUUCUUGCCGUCAAGAGUCAACCUUGGUAUGACGCAAUUCAAGCAGUAGCAGAUCUUGGUAUGGACGAGGACAAUGAAGUCGACUUUGACCAUCUCGACCCCGAUGCGCUCUUACAGUCGAGGCAGCAAGGCAAUGAGACCCAUACUCAACAUAAACGAAAGAUGGACUAUGGGCCCUCUAAUACACCGCGCCAACUGCAUAUCCUGUCAGCUCGGCCAGAGGUAGGAGUUCCGAUCGAGAGUCAAGACUACCGUUUCGAUGACUCUUCGGGUGAAGGAGUCACCAUCUACUUUGUGGACAGUGGCUUUGAGCUGGAAGCGGCCGAACUCCAGAGAGGUCCCAGCAACCGCGAAAGCGGCUGGCAUGUCAUUCCAAACCAGUUGACCAUGACAGAGGACCUGAUAAACAAGAAAAACGCCGACUGGGAACCGCUGGACGAAGACCUGAGGGGACAUGGGAGCCCAAAUCAUGGUACCGGCGUAGCAAUUGCAGCCUCUGGCCUGAACUAUGGAGUUGCGCCAAAGGCCAAUCUCAACUUCCUCAAGGUUCGGGGAACUGUACGCAAAAAUUCUGAUGGGACCCUCUUCAGUCCACCUCCACAAUAUGGCGCGGUCCAUCGCGCUAUCUCUAUCAUUCAAAACGAUAUAAAUUUGCGGAAGCUCGGUGGCAAAUCGGUCGUCAACUUCUCAUGGGGUGUCCAUCGCUACCAUGCGCAGCCUGUUGACGUUACUUCACCGCUCUACAAGCUGUUCGCCAAAUUCGAGGCAUGGUGCAAUGACAAAGGUCUCAUCUUCGUCGCGGCUGCAGGGAACUUUGGAAACAAGGGCAAGAGCUCAAUUCCGACCGGCGGUACGCUUCCACAGCGAGUAGGAACGAAGGACAACGCACUUAUCACUGUUGGUGGAGUCAACCGAAACGGCUGGUUAUGGCUACCGACUUCUCCUGAAGGUGCAUGGAGCAGAGAACCUGACGGUUUGACUGGCAGUAUCACUUUGUAUGCACCUGCUUCUGGUGUGGAGGCCAAUAUGGCUCCAGUCGGUCAACCCCCGUCGAUAAGAAAUCUAGCGGGUACAUCUCUUGCCUCUCCUAUCGUGGCUGGACUUGCCGCCUACUUUAUCAACAAAAGGCCAGGUAACCAGGUCUUCAGCAGUGCUAUUGGCAAAGAGAUGAAAAAGGCCCUCGUGGACACUGCCGUUCACUGGCCACCACCAAACCAACAGCCGAACGUGAUCACAGCCAACAAUGGUGCUUGGUCUCUGGACCCGACCCUUUGCCAACGAGAUGGACCAGGCUGCAGGAGCCCUGCGCCGCCGCCGCCAGCUCCCCCUCCCAAAGACACAUACACCGGCAAAUGUGCUUGGGGCGACGAAGAGUACGCCGUCUACUACGACGACAAUUGCACCAAACCAUUUGAAUACACGGUAUGCGCUUCCUGGGGUCAAUGCCAGCACAUCACACCUGGCUUCUCUUCCAUGAAAUGGCUCGGAGUACCGGACAUCGUAGAGUCAUCGGGAUAUCACCUCAAGAGUAGGGUCAUUGCCUUUGGUGGACCAAGCUGUGGCGAGGAUGCACAUGCCUACGAUUUUUGGGAUCGUGGGUGCCUGAAGCAGUUCAACAAGGGCAAGAACAAUGACGGCGAGAGAUUUACGGCCAAUUCUUUGAGGAUUGAGGACUUCUGA
This is a messenger RNA of Zasmidium cellare ATCC 36951, 2136 nucleotides long. RefSeq lists its product as uncharacterized. Gene Ontology annotation, molecular function: serine-type endopeptidase activity. Bases 1 to 2136 code for a protein of 711 amino acids. The transcript has 5 exons. NCBI's taxonomy places the organism in Eukaryota, Fungi, Ascomycota, Dothideomycetes, Mycosphaerellales, Mycosphaerellaceae. The record is from RefSeq and is a predicted model, not a curated record. Gene Ontology annotation, biological process: proteolysis.